Molecule: messenger RNA, 1283 nt
Organism: Trifolium pratense (red clover)
Lineage: Eukaryota; Viridiplantae; Streptophyta; Magnoliopsida; Fabales; Fabaceae
Product: ankyrin repeat and SAM domain-containing protein 4B
Exons: 6
Coding region: 352-966 (204 amino acids)
Molecular function (GO): protein binding
Source: RefSeq, a predicted model, not a curated record
GUACCAAAAAAAAACAAUUCCCCCUUUAAUAUCUCUCUCUCUCUCUCUCUCUCUACGCACAAACAAAACCUCACUUCAAAAAAAAACUACGCAUCGAUCUAUCGAUUCAUACCUUUUUCCAUUUCCUCGCAACUUCAAUUGUCAAAACCGCUACUAUUUAAUUCUCUAUCACCAUUUUUUUGGCGUCGAAUAACAAAAAAUUGAGGUUGUUAGGGUUUUUGAUUUUCUGCAACCCUUUCACCUUUCUUCCUCCGCUAAUCGUACACAUUUUCCCUUUCUUCGAAAUUAGGGUUCAUAGAUUUGGGGCUAAUUUUUAUUGUUUGUUUUGAAUAACUAACUAAAUUGUUGAAGAUGUAUGCUGAUCGGGUGGAAAGUGGAGCGAGAAGGUCUGUCAAGGAACGUCUUGAUGGUAGCAUCAGUGUUUCUACUCGGCAGCAACGCCAAGUUACUGGCAAGAGGUCGAGGCAAGAUGACAAGUGGGAACAUGAUCUAUAUGAUGAUGAAGAAAAACCCCAGAUCACUAAUCGCAAAGUUGCUGGUCAAGAUCUUCGUCAUAAGCUUCAAAAGAAAGGUCUUCAACCUGCAACUCGGAGUGGAAAAAGCUCUAAUCCAAACAUCCGGGAUCUUCGCGAAAGGCUAUCAGGGACAAUGAAUCAACAACCUAAAAACUCUGAUCCACCAAAGUCGAAAGUGAUUGCUAAACCGAGCAGUAAAAGUGUUGGUGCCGAGGCUCCUGCAGUAAAAAAACCAGCUAAACCAGCUCCUAAAAAGGCACGGAAGGCUGAUAAUACUACAGUGGAUGAUUUUUUGCUGUCCUUGGGUCUCGAGAAGUAUCUCAUAACUUUUCAAGCUGAAGAAGUUGAUAUGGCAGCUCUCAAACAUAUGACUGAUGAGGACCUCAAGGUUAUGGGUAUACCAAUGGGGCCAAGAAAGAAGAUACUUUUAGCGUUGGAGUCAAAGGUCUAACACUGGGUGUUGGAAUUGGUGUUGUUAGCUGGAUGAACAUCAACCUGCUGCUUGCAGACAACGGGGGGAAGAUGGAUUAGCAUCUCAAAACAAAGUGUAUUAGCGUGUCUCUGACUAUUUUCAUUUUUCUUGUUUUCCUUCCCCUAUUUUUUAGUCAUGAAUCAGGUUAGUUUUGUAGUUUAUUUGGCAAAACCCUUCAAUCUCCUAGAUCUCUUUAUUGUACUUAGUAAUUAAUGAAUUUCAGAAGAGUUUGCCUUUUGAAUUUGUCUGAGGUUUAAACACUUGAAUGGAAUCUGAAAUUUCCCAAUUUUGCAUAA